AUGUCCCGAUUCGGCGCAAAGAAAGGCAGAAAGCUCCCCGGAGCCGAAUUCACUUGGGAGGCAGAUCCCAGCGGAGAAAAUGAUACGGCGCCGACGCCUUUGUUCCCUAAAUACACCGUCCCUCGCGCCAGACCGCUCUCCUCGCAGGAACAAUUGCAGGUGGAUUUCUAUCGCACUCUCCGGGAACGGUUCCACGAUGGCCCUUAUUACUCGAUUCUGGAGGGGGCGGGGUCGACGAUGAAGAAGGAUAGUGCGGCGCGGGCGAACUUCGAUCCCUUCCAUGGCAUGCCGAGUUAUUCGGGCAAGUAUCAGAAGAAGAAGAGGGCGUUGCCGAGGUUACAGGGGAGGCAGUAUGUUAUGAAGUUCUUCCCCCGCGAAUUGUGGCAGACGAUUCAGCCGACGUUUAAGCCCGAUGCCGCGAUGGAUGGGUACGUGCCGCAGGUGGCGCGGGCUGGGGUGAAGCGGGGAUUUGAGGACGAUGAUGAAGAGGAGGAUGAGGAUGUGGCGAAGCGGGCGAAGGCUGGUGGUGAGGAGGGUGAGGGGGCUGAGGAUGAUGACGAUGGGGACGGGGAUAUCCUCGAUCCGGAGGAGGAGCAGGAAGGCGAGGAGGAGAUUGAAGAUGAUGACUUUGAGGAUGACGAUGAUGAGAUGGGUGGGGAUUAUAACGCUGAGCAGUACUUUGAUGGUGGUGAUGACGAGUAUGGGGAUGAUGGGUUCGGAGAUGGUGGUGGUGGCGGCGAGGAGGAUACUUAUUAG
Molecule: messenger RNA, 756 nt
Organism: Aspergillus tubingensis
Lineage: Eukaryota; Fungi; Ascomycota; Eurotiomycetes; Eurotiales; Aspergillaceae
Product: DNA-directed RNA polymerase III subunit C31
Exons: 3
Coding region: 1-756 (251 amino acids)
Biological process (GO): transcription by RNA polymerase III
Cellular component (GO): RNA polymerase III complex
Source: RefSeq, a predicted model, not a curated record